Molecule: messenger RNA, 1083 nt
Organism: Cladocopium goreaui
Lineage: Eukaryota; Dinophyceae; Suessiales; Symbiodiniaceae
Source: the annotation of a GenBank genome assembly
AUGGGGCCUGAAGAGAUGGAAAUCUUCUUCAAACGCAUGUUUGCACUGCGUAUUCCCAAAGUCAUAAUUUUGUUGGUGCUGCUCAUCUCCUGGAUGGAGGACGGUGAUGGUGUGAAGGACAAUAUUGAAGUGAUAGAGUACUUCUCGGGGGUUGGUCGUGUAGCAAAACUGGCUGACCAUGUUGGAUACAAAGCUGACUUUAAGCGUGGUGCAACGUCCAGACCAGUUGCAGCACCUCUUCGUGGUGGCAAUGCCGUGCAGACCCAGGAGACCCAGGUGACUGCUGAUCCUUAUGCAGUUCCUGAUGGUGAUUCCAGCAAUAAAUUCCAGACCCCACCACAGGUUGCUCGUCAGCUCUCCUUUGCGUCUGGUUCUCUGGAAGGGCCACCUGAACCGGAGACAAAGGACAUGGACAUCCCACCCGUUCGGGACUUGGUAGCUCAGGUGUCUGUGGCUGCAACCAAAAAACGGGUUGCAAGGUUGAUGACACCUAAGCAGGAUGGGACCUUCAAGGUACCGGAGGAACUAGUGAAAGCAUGGAACUCUGGUGAACAAGACAGAUUGAUCCGAGAGUUUGUCGAUUGCGGGAUGGUCAAGGAGACUUUCGUCAAACGAAGCCUCAAGCGCAUCCGCGAGAAGACUGAUGAGAAGGAGAUGUGGGUCGGUGGAUCCUUUGUGUCGGAGGAUCACCUUCGUGAUGAACUCAAGCUUAAGGUCCAGGAUAAAGAGUAUCAAAGCUCAGUGCGAGAGGAAGUCUGGGUGGAUUCGGAUUCGUCUGACAUCGACAGCGAUGCUCUCAACAGUGAUCUAGAGGUGGAUGCCGAAUGGGGUCACAAAGAGGUCAAAAUGGAUGCAGAUGAAGCUGCCCUGACGGAGAGGGCUGAAAGCAACAUGACUGAAGCCCAAGCCUUGAAACAGAUUACCUUCCCCGAAAUGGAUGAUGAUGCUUUGCCAAGCAAUUUCAUUCCAAAGGUCCUAGCAUGUCUUGGCAAAUGGCAAUUGAAAAUGCACGACUUGGAAAACAACUUUUCGCACUGCGGCAACAAAUCUAUGCAACCGUUACUGGGUACUGCCAUGUGGUAA